CCAUACCAUUUCUACACCGUGCCUCGAACAUACUGUACAUCUUCCUUGCAGGUGGGCUCGGCUAUAGGUCUAUCUAUUCACAGCACCAUCGAGCUAUGUACACUUCUUGAGAUAGAUCCUUGUGACUGGUUGUGAGCAGAGCGCAGCGCAGCCCGAGGCAGCUACUCCAAAUCGUUUUACAUCGCUCUGUCUGCAGUGCACAUCCAGCAGUGAACCUCAAACUUCAAAAUGGGGUUUUAGCGGUUUCUGUAUCGACUUCGAACCUAUUCGAUAAUUAUUUUAGCCGCUUGCCGGAGAAGAGCAGAGAGGGGAUAGAGUGUGUAAUGAAGAAUACGGAUAAAGAGCGUGAAGGAGGCAGAGGGAGAACGGAAACAAGAAAAUCCGAGAAAGAUCAGAGUUGGAUCCCCAAGAUCAUCAAGAAGAGAGUGUGCACCACAUUCAUAGAGGACUGUUUUAGUAAUGGGGCGCUGUGCCAGUGCGGGGGUGUGCGUGAAACACACGGCUCCAUUGCUACGGGAGACUAUUUCGGGGCAGCCAUCGUCAGCCAGUGGGAUAGCUCUCAGCACUCCUCAGAGUACCCCACUGACGCCUUCGGAGAGUUGGAGUUCGCAGAGGCUGGCAGGAGACACAGCCAUUUCCUGCGCCUGUCGUGCGACACCACCCCUCAGAUGGUAUACACCCUGAUGACAGCCCACUGGGGGGUACCCUCCCCCAACCUGGUGGUUUCUGUGGUGGGGGGUGAGGGGUGCGAGAAAGUCAAGACCUGGGUCAGGGAGGUGCUGAGACAGGGGCUGGUCAGGGCAGCACAGAGCACAGGGGCGUGGAUAGUGACUGGGGGGCUGAGGGAGGGAGUGAGUCAUUGUGUUGGGGAAGCAGUGAGGGAUCAUGCAGCGGCGGCCUCCUCCCUGUCCCAGAAGAAAGUAAUCGCUGUGGGCAUGGCCCCCUGGGGGUUGGUGCACAACAGACAGCAGCUCAUCAACGCACAGAUGUCCUUUUACAUCGGGAAAUUGAAAACCACAGGAAAUCAAAUUAAUAACAACGAGGACUUUUUAUUACACAAGGGAUGGGAAUCACAAUGUCUUCUUCUCUCUCUCUCUCACUAUGUCUCUCUCUCUGUUUCUCUCCCUCUCUCUCUACCCUCCUUUCUCUACCCUGAUCUCUCUCCCCUCUUCCUUUACCCCUUCUCUCCUCCUCUGAUCCCAUUCCCUACACAUAAUCUCUCUCGCACACCCCCCUCUCUCACACAUUCUCUAACCCUCCCCCCCACACAAUCUCUCUUUCUCUACGCCUCUCCUCCACAGGGUAGUUUUCCAGCGCGGUAUUAUGCCCAGAACACAUCCCGUGACUCGUGCUGCCUGGAUAAUAACUACCAGGCCUUCCUGCUGGUGGAUGAUGGGAGUGUAGGCCGGCGGGGAGGGGAAACGGCCUUCCGGGCCAAGAUGGAGGACUACAUCUCCCACCAACGCACAGGCAUCUGGGGUAGUGGCAGUAUAGAUGUCCCUGUAUUGUGUAUGCUCAUCUCAGGGGACGCUGCCAUGCUGGAGAGGGUGGAUCUCUCUCUGAAGAAGGCUACUCCCUGGCUGGUGUUGAAUGGUUCUGGUCCAGCGGCGGACCUUAUCUGUGAGCUGCUGGAUGCACUGUCAGCCAUGCCCAUGAGCCCCCCCUCUCCCCCGCCAGAGGCUGAGGGGAGCAAGAGCCCCAGUGCGGAGCUGCGCGACAGAGCCCGUGAGAGGGUCCGGAGGCACUUCACUGCCGAGGCAGACCUGGAGAAGCUGGUGGACAGGGCACUGAGUAUCUACCAGAACAGAGAUCUGAUCACAGUGUUCCACGGGGAGCAGGAGAGUCCUGAUGAUUUUGACACAGUGCUACUGAAGGCUCUCGUCAGAGGUAGAGCCAGUAAACGUGUGUCCAGCGAUGCCAGGGAGUACACAGAGGAGCUGAAGCUAGCAGUAGCCUGGAACAGGGUGGACAUCGCUAAGAGUGAACUCUUCAAUGGAGACAUCCAAUGGCAGUACGAGGACCUAGAGGAUUCCAUGACGGACGCGCUGAUCAACGACAAGCCCCAGUUCGUGCGUCUCUUCACCGAGAAUGGUCUCAACAUCCUGGACUACCUGACAUACCGGCGUCUGGAGGUCCUGUACCGCUCGCUUUCCGACAGCUCUCUGGCCUACACGCUGCUCCAGCGCCGCCUCACAGAGAGGCAGGGCUUGGCCGGGUCCCUGCCCACCGUCCCCUGCUCUCUGGACGGGGCCUCGCUCCUCAAGAGCCCCGUGAGCCCCAUAUCAGAACCCUCGUCGGCCAAAGAGCUCAGCUUGUAUGAGAUGUCAAGGCUUCUAUGGGACAUCCUGGGAGAUGUGUGUCUGCCCUUCUACUACAGCCCUCUGAAGUUGGACCAGAGCACCAGCACCAGGAGAGCACUGAAGCACAUGAAUAAGUUGUUGCUGGAGGAGUGUCCGUACAAGGAGCAGCGCUGUCUCUCUCCCUGGGCCUCUCUGUUCAUCUGGGCCGUGCUGCAGAACCGCAGCGAGAUGGCCGUCUACUUCUGGGAGAUGGCAGGGGAGUCUGUCCUCAGUGCUCUGGCAGGCUGUAAGAUGCUGAGGGAGCUGUCUAAGCUGGAGAGUGAGACGGAGACCAAGCUCUCUAUGAAGGUGCUGGCCCAGAAGUUUGAGAACUUGGCCCUUGACGUGUUCAGUGAGUGCUACCAGAGCAGUGAAAGACGCUCCUUCACCCUCCUUAUAAGGAAGUCUCCGGUGUGGGGCGGAGCUACCUGUCUGCAGAUGGCUACUGCAGCUGACGCUCGCCUCUUCUUCAGCCAUGACGGCGUGCAGUCUCUGCUGUCUCAGAUAUGGUGGGGAGACAUGGAGAGGAGCACGAAGGUCUGGAAACUGGUCCUCGCUUUCUUCUUACCCCCCCUCAUCUACACCAACCUCAUCACUUUCAGGGAACAGGAGGAGGAGGGGAAGUCGGAGGAGGUGACUCAUGGUCGGAACACAGACAGUCUGGAUGGAGGAGAUGCCACUGUGUUUUCUCUCGCCGACAUCAUGCAAACGGAAGAGGAUGCUGAGGAAUAUGCUGCUUUAAGGGCCAAACGGAAAGGUGCCUCCAAUCCCAAGAGGCCCUUCAUACUGCUGCGCUGGAGGGAGUUCUGGUUUGCGCCCGUCACCUCGUUCCUGGGCAACGUGCUGAUGUACUUCCUGUUCCUCUCCCUGUUUGCUUACAUCCUAUUGGUGGACUUCAAGCCCCCGCCCCCUCACGGCCCGUCCACCUUAGAGUUUGUUCUCUACUUCUGGGUCUUCACCAUGGUCUGUGAGGAGAUUCGACAGACGUUCUUUGUGGGCAGCAACACUGUAUAUCAGAGGAUGAGUCUCUACAUCCAGGACAUGUGGAAUAAGUGUGACAUCUUGGCUAUCUCACUCUUUGCCCUGGGCAUGUGCUGCAGAAUGUUCCCUUGGUCCUAUGAGUUUGGCCGUGCUGUGUUUGCUGUGGACUACAUGGUGUUUACCCUUCGUCUCAUCCACAUCUUCGCCAUCCACAAACAGCUGGGACCAAAGAUCAUCAUUGUCGGCAACAUGAUGAAGGACAUAUUCUUCUUCCUCUUCUUCCUGGCGGUGUGGCUCAUGGCCUACGGCGUAGCCAAUCAGGCGCUGCUCUACUCCUAUGACCCCCGUCCCAAUUGGAUCUUUCGCAGAGUAUUCUACAGGCCAUACCUACACAUAUUUGGACAGAUCCCCAUACACGAAAUGGAUGCUGAUAAACUGGAGGAGGGGAUACAGUGCACCAAUAACGCAACCCUGAUCGGGGCGGGGGCAGAGCCCUGCAUGAGUACCUACGCCAACUGGCUGGUGGUCAUCCUACUGGUCAUCUACCUGUUGGUCACCAACAUCCUCCUGGUCAAUCUGCUCAUCGCCAUGUUCAGUCAUACGUUCUCAAAAGUGCAGGAGCACAGCGACACCUACUGGAAGUUUCAGCGCUACAAGCUUAUCUUGGAGUACCAUUCCAGACCCUGCCUUGCGCCACCCUUCAUCAUCAUCUCCCACCUCCACCUCUUCAUCAAGAGGCGCAUCCGCAGGAUCCCCUCCGUCAAGAUCAAACACUUUGUUCUGGAGAUCUAUGGUAGGCAGGCCAGUAAACUGAACAUGUGGGAGGCCAUCCAGAAGGAGAAUAUACUGUCUGCCCAGAACAAACGAGAGAGAGAGAAAGACUCAGAGAGACUUAAACGCACCUCCGUCAAGGUGAAUAGUGUCCUAAAGCAGAUGGUAAAGAUCCAGGACCACGACCGCAGGCUGAGAAUGCUAGAGACCAAGUUGGAAUAUUGUUCUAGUGCCCUCUCCUGGAUGGUGGACGCUCUCUCUCAGAGUAACUUGAUAAAACCCACACGUCCUCCGCCCAUUCUCAGAGAUCUGACCCCUCUUUCUCCAACUAACUGACCCAUGUCUGAUGGAGAAUAGUGAAAUCUAGACACACGUGCACACACACCUACAAUCACUGUCACUCAGUGCCGAAGAAUGUCAAGAAAUGCCAAAGACGGACUCGAUGCUCAUUCAUCAAUCAUUUCAAUGUCGUUUUUAAACGUUGAUAAUUUCAACUGCUGCCAUUUUGUAUGUGUACCAUUGUUGCUCUUCUAUGUUACACUUUGUUGUUCCUAUGUUCAACAAAUCUUGUUCCUGUGGGUUAUAGAAUGGACGGACAAUAUGUUCCUAAUGUAAUAUGUACAGACAUUGUAAAGGUAAAAUAUUAUUAUUUGACAUGACCAAGUACAAACACAUUAAACUUUUUGUUGUAUGUUG
This is a messenger RNA of Salvelinus namaycush (lake trout), 4787 nucleotides long. Its product is annotated as transient receptor potential cation channel subfamily M member 4-like. The record is from RefSeq and is a predicted model, not a curated record. Gene Ontology annotation, biological process: calcium ion transmembrane transport. The coding region runs from base 324 to 4427 and encodes 1367 amino acids. Lineage: Eukaryota; Metazoa; Chordata; Actinopteri; Salmoniformes; Salmonidae. Gene Ontology annotation, molecular function: ligand-gated calcium channel activity; calcium-activated cation channel activity. The transcript has 27 exons. Gene Ontology annotation, cellular component: membrane.